AUCCACCAUAUAACCACGCCUUCGUCCUAACCCUAACCCUCUUUCGUUCUCACACUGAAGGGCAAAGCUCCGAAGGCCUCUCUCUCCUAUUCCCUCUGCGAUUCGCAUCGAUUUUAUCUGAUUUUGUGAAAGCGAUCUGAGAAGGAGAGGAAGAUGUUUGGGAGAGCACCGAAGAAGAGCGAUAGCACCAAGUACUAUGAGAUCUUGGGAGUUCCUAAGGAUGCUUCCCAAGAUGAUCUCAAGAAGGCCUACCGUAAAGCCGCCAUUAAGAACCACCCCGAUAAGGGUGGCGAUCCAGAAAAGUUCAAGGAGCUUGCUCAAGCUUAUGAGGUUCUGAGUGACCCUGAGAAGCGUGAGAUUUAUGAUCAGUAUGGUGAAGAAGCCCUCAAGGAAGGAAUGGGCAGUGGAGGUGGUAUGCAUGACCCAUUUGACAUUUUCCAAUCAUUCUUCGGAGGCAGUCCAUUUGGUGGUGGUGGGAGCAGCAGAGGCCGUAGGCAACGAAGGGGAGAGGAUGUUGUUCACCCUCUUAAAGUUUCUUUGGAAGACCUUUACAAUGGGACAUCAAAGAAGCUUUCUCUGUCCCGCAAUGUUCUAUGUGCAAAGUGCAAGGGGAAAGGGUCUAAAUCGGGUGCUUCACUGAAAUGUUCUGGUUGUCAAGGGUCUGGGAUGAAAGUUUCUAUCAGACACCUUGGCCCAUCUAUGAUUCAGCAGAUGCAGCACCCUUGCAAUGAGUGUAAGGGUACUGGUGAGACUAUUAAUGACAAAGACAGGUGCCCUCAAUGCAAGGGAGAGAAGGUUGUGCAGGAGAAGAAGGUUUUGGAAGUUCAUGUGGAGAAGGGAAUGCAGAAUGGUCAAAAGAUUACAUUCCCUGGAGAGGCUGAUGAAACUCCUGAUACUAUCACUGGAGACAUAGUGUUUAUCUUGCAACAGAAGGAGCACCUAAAGUUCAAGCGAAAGGGAGAUGACCUCUUUUUUGAGCACACAUUGACCCUAACUGAGGCCCUUUGUGGUUUCCAAUAUAUCUUAACACACCUAGAUAAUAGGCAGCUCCUCAUUAAGUCACAACCUGGAGAGGUUGUUAAGCCCGAUCAAUUUAAGGCAAUAAAUGACGAAGGCAUGCCGAUGUACCAGAAGCCGUUUAUGAGAGGGAAGCUUUAUAUCCACUUCACUGUUGAUUUCCCUGAAUCAAUGUCCCCUGACCAAUGCAAAGCUCUUGAGGCUGUGCUGCCCCCAAGGCCUUCAAAGCAAAUUACUGAUAUGGAAUUGGAUGAGUGUGAGGAGACCACUCUGCAUGAUGUAAACAUUGAAGAAGAGAUGCGCAGGAAGCAGCAGCAGCAAGCACAGGAGGCAUACGAUGAAGACGAAGAUAUGCCUGGUGGGGCGCAGAGGGUGCAGUGCGCACAGCAAUGAUUUGGUAAUAUUUUAAUAGGAAAGACGUAGUCCAUAAGUGUUCUAGUGCCACCAUUUGCUCGGGGGGUUCACAUAGGAUCAGUUGAGUUGAUGGAGAUCUCUAGAAAUUUGUCAUGUGCUAUAGGAUUUAGAUUUAUAGUUUUCAUGGUUUGGCAAAUUUCAUCCGCAGCACAAACUGAUAAUGAAGCCAAAUUUAUUGCUUUAAAAUUUUUUUUCAAGAGUGCCUAAAAGUUGCAUUGAUGUGUGCCUCAACAAUGUUGUCUGCAGAUUUACUUAUUUAUUUAUCCACAUUUUGUUGAAAUGUUGACAGUUCAUAU
Molecule: messenger RNA, 1727 nt
Organism: Ipomoea nil (Japanese morning glory)
Lineage: Eukaryota; Viridiplantae; Streptophyta; Magnoliopsida; Solanales; Convolvulaceae
Product: dnaJ protein homolog
Exons: 7
Coding region: 154-1410 (418 amino acids)
Biological process (GO): response to heat; protein refolding
Cellular component (GO): cytoplasm; cytosol
Molecular function (GO): Hsp70 protein binding; ATP binding
Source: RefSeq, a predicted model, not a curated record